Molecule: messenger RNA, 688 nt
Organism: Olea europaea var. sylvestris
Lineage: Eukaryota; Viridiplantae; Streptophyta; Magnoliopsida; Lamiales; Oleaceae
Product: serine--tRNA ligase-like
Exons: 5
Coding region: 164-688 (174 amino acids)
Biological process (GO): seryl-tRNA aminoacylation
Cellular component (GO): cytosol
Molecular function (GO): ATP binding; tRNA binding; serine-tRNA ligase activity
Source: RefSeq, a predicted model, not a curated record
UGACAAUAUAAUAUUUAUUUUCUUUAACGUUUCAAAACCCUUAACUCGAAUCUUCAACCUCUAAAAAAUUUCGCCGUCGGAUGCUCUAAUAUAGUCUAUCUCUAGCGUCGUUCUCCCUUUCUCUCUAUAGUUUCUCUCUAUAUCUAUCGACAUAAAGAGAAGGAUGUUGGACAUAAAUCUGAUCAGAGAAGAAAAGGGUGGCAACCCGGAGAAGGUUAGGGAGUCUGAGCGACGUCGAUUUUCUGACCCUAAUCUGAUCGACGAGGUCAUUAAACUCGACAAAGAAUGGCGACAGCGUCAAUUUGAGCUGGAAGGAUUGAGGAAGGAUUUUAACAAGAUUAAUAAAGAGGUUGCCCGACUCCGAAUUUCGGGGGAAGAUGCAAGCGGAAUGAUUUCAGCUACUGAGGAUAACAGGAAAUUGAUUGCACAGAAAGAGGUAGAAGUGCAAGAGGCUAAAAUAGCUGUAGAUGCAAGAUGGGGAAAUGUUGGAAACCUUGUACAUGAUUCAGUUCCAGUUAGCAAUGAUGAGGCAAACAAUGCCAUUGUUCGCUCAUGGGGUGAGAAGAGGACCGAGUCAAAGCUAAAAAAUCAUGUGGAGCUUGUUGAGCUUCUUGGAAUUGCGGACACAAAGAAAGGUAUUUUCUGUCUUCGGUUAGACUUCUCUAAUUCAGUAAUAGUUCCUGUAUAA